Molecule: messenger RNA, 1817 nt
Organism: Carica papaya (papaya)
Lineage: Eukaryota; Viridiplantae; Streptophyta; Magnoliopsida; Brassicales; Caricaceae
Source: RefSeq, a predicted model, not a curated record
AAACUGGCAGUACGAGGAGUUUUCAAAGUAUAAAAAGAAAGCUGACUUGCGUGAAAUUGAAUUUUGAGAAAUGACCAAGCCCAAACUCUUCUACACUCAGGUGACAGGAGACUGCGUGAGACUUCUUCCACCUCUCCCGCUGCUAACAUACCUCUGAAUUUUUUUUUUAGAACACUAAUGUCGUUUCUGUAGAAAUUUUAUGCAUACGAUUUAGUAUACCGGGCCGGGUAUGGGACACACAUAUAUAAAGGGGAGGGUAACGGGUUGCAGUGUUUCCCUAUUUAGUCGUGGGACAGUUUUUUCUUUUAUUAAUAAUCUCUUUGCAUCUUUUUAUUCCCCAAACCAAAGUGAGUGCCUUCGCAACCUCCUGCCUUGGUUGGUUUAUGGUUUUGUUUGGACUUGUCAUAAUCUUUCCGCGUCCUAUCGGAAGUCCUAACUCGUAAACAUGACAACUCGACUCCUGAGACGACUGCUCGGAAGAGGAUCAGAUCAGAUCUUCGGCUCCGCAAAACCUAACGCUUCUUCAUUAGUGGCCGCUGCGGCUCGUGCUUUCUCAUCUGAUACCACUCCGAUUACGGCCACCCUCUUUCCCGGCGACGGAAUCGGCCCCGAGAUUGCAAAUUCAGUCAAAGAGGUGUUUAAAGCUGCUGAAGUACCCAUUGAAUGGGAAGAACAUUAUGUUGGGACUGAAAUUGAUCCUAGAACCCAAAGUUUUCUAACAUGGGAAAGUUUAGAAUCAGUUCGACGAAAUAGGGUGGGCUUGAAAGGGCCCAUGGCCACACCAAUCGGGAAAGGCCAUCGUUCUUUGAAUCUUACACUGAGGAAAGAACUUAAUCUGUAUGCCAAUGUCAGGCCUUGCCAUAGUCUCCCAGGCUAUAAAACGCGGUACGAUAAUGUUAACCUUAUCACUAUUCGUGAAAACACGGAAGGGGAAUAUAGUGGACUUGAACAUCAAGUGGUCAGAGGUGUAGUUGAAAGCCUUAAAAUCAUUACUCGUCAGGCAAGUUUGAGGGUGGCUGAAUAUGCAUUUCACUAUGCUAAGACUCAUGGCAGAGAUAGAGUAUCUGCAAUUCACAAAGCAAACAUUAUGCAGAAAACUGAUGGUCUUUUUCUCAAGUGUUGUCGAGAGGUUGCAGAGAAGUAUCCAGAGAUAAAAUAUGAGGAGGUUGUCAUAGACAACUGCUGUAUGAUGCUUGUGAAGAAUCCAGCACUCUUUGAUGUGUUGGUGAUGCCUAAUCUCUAUGGUGAUAUAAUCAGUGACCUUUGUGCUGGGUUGGUUGGAGGAUUGGGGUUGACACCAAGUUGCAAUAUUGGUGAGGGAGGAAUUGCGCUUGCUGAAGCUGUGCAUGGUUCUGCUCCUGAUAUUGCUGGAAAGAAUUUGGCAAAUCCAACUGCUUUGCUGUUGAGUGCUGUCACUAUGUUGCGCCAUUUGAAGCUUUAUGAUAAGGCUGAUAGAAUUCAAGAUGCUAUCCUCAAUACGAUCGCAGAGGGAAAGUACAGAACCGCUGACCUUGGGGGCUCUUCAUCAACAACAGAUUUUACGAAGGCUAUCUGUGAUCACCUUUAAAGAUUUUUUUCAGCAUAUGGUUUGCGAACUGAAAAUAUUUUAUUUUUUUUAGUUUUUUUCCUCAAGGGGAAUAAGAGAGCAUAACCUUGAUGAAUUUGGAGAAGCUUGUCCAGUUGAGUAACAACAGCAAUGUGGAUUAUGGAUAUUUACAGAGAAAUAUAAUCUGAUGAAGAUACUUCCUUUCCUGAUCCAUUGAAUGUCUAAGAAUGAACAAGACGGGACAGUCCUUGAAGCACUUUCUUAUGGAAAA